Molecule: messenger RNA, 3406 nt
Organism: Patella vulgata (common limpet)
Lineage: Eukaryota; Metazoa; Mollusca; Gastropoda; Patellidae
Product: cytosolic endo-beta-N-acetylglucosaminidase
Exons: 12
Coding region: 151-2019 (622 amino acids)
Biological process (GO): protein deglycosylation
Cellular component (GO): cytoplasm
Molecular function (GO): mannosyl-glycoprotein endo-beta-N-acetylglucosaminidase activity
Source: RefSeq, a predicted model, not a curated record
CGUUGUAUCAUAAGGUCUGUCAUUGAUUGAGUCAACUGGCGUGGUUUCGAUUUCCCGGUUGUAAGUGGCAAGUAGUAGAGUCGCCUGUCCAACCUCGUUGGUUUUCUCAGGAUCCUCCUACUGGCUAAAGACUCCUACGCACUUGUAUGAAUGGAUGAAGAAAGAAAUGUACCUGUUACUAAACCAAUCAAUGAAUAUGAAGAUGUAUUUGCAUGGGAAGGGGGUAAUGAUAAAUUGUCUAUAUCUAAGUUUCCUAUAGCAUCAAUAGCGGAUAAAAGAGGUCUACCUAAAACAUUGGUUUGUCAUGAUAUGAAUGGUGGUUACUUAGAUGACAGGUUUGUACAAGGUAGUGACAAUAGUGAUGCAUAUCGAUUCUAUCAUUGGGAAUAUUUAGAUAUAUUUGUAUACUUUAGUCAUCAUCUAGUUACAAUACCUCCACCAUGUUGGACAAAUGCUGGACAUAGACAUGGCGUUAAAGUUUUGGGAACUUUUAUAACAGAAUGGAAAUAUGGUUUUGAAUGUUGUAAUGUUUUCCUGGAAACUGUGGAAUUAUAUGAAAGAUUUGCUUCUAAGCUAGUAAAUAUAGCAGAAUAUUACAGAUUUGAUGGCUGGCUUGUCAACAUAGAAAAUGUUAUUGAGCCAUCAAAAGUAAUUGAUUUAAAAGGAUUUCUUACUUGUCUUACGAGAAAAAUGCACGAAGCUAUUCCUUCAUCUUUAGUCAUCUGGUAUGAUAGCGUAGUUGAUACCGGACAUCUUGACUGGCAGAAUGAACUUAAUGAAAAGAACAGUUUAUUUUUUGAUGCUUGUGAUGGUAUAUAUUUAAAUUAUAACUGGACAGAAAACAAACUGAGUAAAUCGAAAGAGAGAUCUCUAGCCGCAGACAGACCAUUUGAUGUUUAUGUGGGAAUAGAUGUGUUUGGUCGAGGUACACCCGGUGAUGGAGGAUAUAACACUAGAGAGGCAUUAGAUAUGGUGAGGCAACAUGAAUUAUCAACCGCCAUCUUUGCACAAGGUUGGGUUUAUGAAACACAUGGAAAAGAAAAUUUUACAAUUAAUGAAAAUAGGUUUUGGGGAGAUUUGUAUGAUUUGUGUCCAUAUAAUAAAAGAACAACUCUACCUCUUGUUACAUCAUUUUGUCAGGGAUAUGGUCAUAAGUAUUAUCUACAAGGUUUGGUUAAAGAUGAAAAUCCAUGGAGUAAUUUACAUAUGCAGCAAAUACAACCACAUUUUCCAUUUAUCAUACCUAGUUCAGAUAAUAAUAUAGGUGUAUACAUAGAUAUGGAUACAGUUUAUCAAGGUGGUACAUCUUUAUGUGUAGAAGGAGACCCAACAUAUAUACCAUUUACAUUCAGUCUUUUCUAUACAGAAAUUCCUCUUACAAGUGGUAUAAAAGUAGUUCUUGUAACCAAGGAAAUGGAAGAACAGGAUGGAGGAAUACAUUUAUUGUUGGACCUCAAACAAACUAGGACUCAAAAACAAAUAGUUCUUACACCUCAGAUUCACUACAGUCCACCCCCAUCAGAAGAAAACAAUAUUUCAAAACAACCUGAUCUAAUCUCGGAGCAAAAUGGAUGGAAAUCAAGAAUAUAUAUAGUACCAAACAAUGUGGUUGAAGACUGGACAUUAAUAGGAAUUAGUAUUAGAUGUUUAUCACCAACUCCUCAAUCAACAAUAAAUCGUUUUUAUGUUGGACAGUUAAAGAUAUUACCAUCAGACCAUAUAGUGCCAAAUGUAGAACUGACAGAUCUGCGGGUAACAAGGGUCGACACAAGUGAAGAAUCAGAGACUGUGGUGUAUAAUAUAGAGUGGACCUGUUCACAAUAUAACCAUGUCGACUAUUAUAACAUCUAUUCUUCAUCAGAAUCAAAUAACUAUCAACUUUGUGGCCAUGCUUCAACAGAGAAAUAUGUUUUAGUUGUUAAUGGUCCGGAUGAUAAUAGUCAAACACUAACUGUUCAACCGGUUUUGUUAACAGGAGAAGUAAUAGCCUUACAAUCUUGUUCAACAUGCACAAUUUAAAACCACAUGUUUAAAUGAGCUAAACCUCUUUGAUUCAGGUCAAAAUAAGGUAUUGUGUGGGGGAAAGACCUAUACAGUUAAAUUUGUUAUUGUUAACUAAUUUUAUUGGGUUUUUUCAGGGUUUUUUUUUAAAACAAAACAUUAGUUAAUCUCAACAUCGGUGUAUCGGUUGACCUAAAAUUUUGGAUGCAGACAGAAAGCCACUUUGCAAAUCAAAUCAAAACAUCAAAUUUUGAUGAUCAAACUUAAAUAAAUGUAUAAUUUCAAUUUAUUUGAUCCAAAUCAAAGAGGUCUAAUCGUUUAAAUUUUAAACAAUGGUUUAUUAUUAAUUUUUUUGUGUGUGGGAAAAUGUCUACACUUGCCCGUUCUUGUACCAAAUGAAUUUGAUUUUAAUUAGAUUUGCUAAUGUACCUAAAAGACUACAUUCUUACAAAAUGAUCAAGUUGGAAUAAGAAAAUGUCUCCAUUUGUCCCCUUAAAUUUGUUCUAUGGUAUUAGGAUAUAAGCACAACCCAAGCAAUAUACCUGUCAAUCAAGUGGUUUAAGAGAAAUCCAAACUCCCUUUUAAGGUGCUCUCCUGUCUAUCUAUAUUGGACAGAUAAACUUCAUUUUAGUAGAUCUGAAUAAAAACCAACCAAGGAAAUACCCAUCAAUUUAGGUGGAAAUACACCCAAUCAACAAACUUUCAUAUUUUUUUUAAAUCCAUCAACCGACUUUAUUGAAAUUGUGUAAAAAUGUGUAAAUUGCCAAUUAGGUGCCCCUCACCCUAUCCCUAACUUCAUUGGAACAAAUUUAAAUAAGUACCGCAUAUAUAGUAGUUUAAUUCCAUCCAUGGGUUUUGCAGUAGUCGAAAAUGUCUACAUUUACCCCAUUAAUGAGUCCCCGCCCUUACUCAAUGGGGUCAAGUAACUUCAUUUGUAGAAAUGUUAAAAAGCAUCAAGCAACAUACUUGCCAUAUUUGGUUGAAAUCUACCAAGUGGUUCUUGAGAAGCAGUGUAAAAAUGUCUCACUUUGCACCUUUAAUUAUGGAGGAUUGACUUCCUUUGAACAAGUCUCAAUAAGUGCUACCAAAGCACCUAUCAAAUUUGUUUGAAAUCCAUCAAGAGGGUUAGAAGAUGAAAUGGUGUAAACCCCCACCCUAACCCUACGGGAUAGAUCAAAAUCAUUUGAACAAAUAUGAAUAAGGUACACCCAUGCAUCAAAUUAGGUUGAAGAAGAUGGGUGACAACACUGGGUUAAUAAUAUAUGAAUAUGUAUUUUUUUUGGAUAUAUAUGUAAGAUAAUUUUUAAGACAUAAAAUAUAUUAAUAUAUACUUUAUUAUUAUAAGUCUUUGUUUAUUUUGUUAUUGUACUUUGGUAUAUGUAUCCAAUAAAUAUAUUAUAUUCUG